CCAAAUAUGUCUGCAUUCAUUUACUGCAAGUUUAAUUUGUGUGCCAGCACUACUCCUAAAAGCACUAGUUCGAGUUUGUUGGUAUCAUACGAGUGCUGUGUGGUUGUAUGUAGCUCCAGAGUGUGGUUAUCGACAAAUAUUGUAUUUAACGAAGGAGGUAAGUGCAUUGGCUUAAUCUUGUUACGAGUGUAUAUUUGUAAAAUUUACUGAAUUCAAAAGUGCUAAAAUAUUGUGUUUUUUAUUUUUAUUGCGAACGUCUGCGCUUUGAAGAGUAUUGAAAGCAAAUUAAAUAAAAUCAACACAGUCAGUUUGAAAUAAAAUCCUGACGGCACCGGUGUACAGAAUUUAGAAUACGGCUAAGCGAACAGUUAACGAAAGUUAAAGUUAAAAAUUGUGUUAAAAUUGAAAAUAAUAUAUAUUUUAGAAAUAACUGAAUAACUACAUCAUACAUACUAGGUAUGCAUCUAAGACAGCUGUACCUCUAACGAAGAUUGUCAAAAGCUGUGCUUAAAAAUUGGCAGAAUUAAUUUUUAGUGGAUACCAUGACGGAAAACGUAACUUCAACAUCUUCGCCCAAUGUGAACACAAGCUCUGUAUUAACGCAGAAUGACUGCAGUUCAAGAACUUAUCUAACUGCGAAGAAACAGCUUGAUGAUGAAUACAAACCAGAGCAUUAUCGUGAUCAAGUUAAUGGUCAAUCAUCAGUUGGCGCUUUUGUGCAUUUGCUCAAAGGUUCUUUAGGUUUCGGUAUACUCUCCAUGCCGAUGGCUUUCUACAAUGGUGGCUUACUCUUCAGUAUGGUUGCCACGCUGAUCGUGGGCUUGCUUUGUACGCAUUGUGUACACAUUUUGGUAAAAACCUCACAAACUAUUUGUCGUGAGAAUAAAAUCGCGGCGCUGAGUUUUUCGGAAACCACCGAGAAGGUUUUCGAAGGUGGUCCAAAAUGCUUACGUCCGUGGUCACUCGUUGCAAAACGUUUCGUAGAUGGCGGACUGAUGGCAGCCCAUUUUGCGGCCGCGUGCGUUUACAUGGUGUUCAUUGCCACAACAUUUCACGACGUGAUCAACUAUGACACCGAUCUGAAUUGGGAUGUGCGCAUUUAUAUUGCAUUCACCGUCAUACCUUGCCUACUAAUCGGUCAGAUAAGGAAUCUAAAAUGGCUGCUGCCCUUCUCAGCAUUUGCGAAUAUCUUCAUUGUGAUCACAUUCGGUAUAGUGCUGUACUAUCUGUUCAGCGAACCAUUGGUGUUCGCCGACAAACCGCUGAUUGCGAGAACCGAACAGAUACCACUCUACUUUGCCACGGCCAUCUUCGCCAUGGAGGGUAUUGGCUCAGUUAUGCCCAUUGAGAACUCGAUGCAGAAGCCGCAACAGUUUCUUGGCUGUCCCGGUGUGCUCAAUACCGCUAUGAUCCUGGUGGUGAUAUUCUAUUCGGCCAUCGGUUUCUUAGGUUAUGCACGUUUUGGCAGUGAAGUGCGCGGCAGUAUCACAUUGAAUUUGGUGCAGGGCACACCUUUGGCUGACACUGCGAAACUGCUCAUCGCUGUCGCUUCGCUCUUCACUUAUGGUUUGAUAUUCUAUGUAUCGAUUGAUACUCUUUGGAAGAAUAUUAGCCAUAAAAUCAACAAAAAGAAUCAUAAUAUCGCUCAGAUACUGAUACGCACGGGCAUCAUAUUGAUUAGUGGCGUUGUGGCCACAGUCAUACCCAAUCUGGAACCGUUCAUCAGCCUUGUGGGCGCCAUCUUUCUCUCAUUACUCGGCCUUUUGGUGCCAAGUGUCUGUGAGACCGUUUAUUUGUGGCCCGACCGCUUGGGCUUCUGGAAAUGGAGGCUGUACAAAAAUUUGCUCUUAGGUACCUUUGCGUUAUGCGCGCUCGUUGCUGGCUCAGUAGCGAGCAUAAAUGAAAUUAUUAAAAUAUAUCAGUGAUGCAUAAAGUUUUUUUAUGUUUAAGCAUAAAAUUAUUCACAUAACUGUAAAGUAUCCAUAUAACAGUUAUAAUGAAAGUUCUGUAAGUGCUAGUUAGAAAGUAACCAGUCAGCAGCAAUUUUUCGAAGUAUUUAUUCAUUUUAUGCUCUUAAGUUAGGUUAAGCAGCUGUGAUUGAAAAUUAUGAAAGUAGUUUUCAUGUUAUUGUAUUUUAAUGCAAAGCGAUUCCUUUUAUAAUAUUUAUAAAAAUAUAUAAACUUAUUAAAUUUA
Molecule: messenger RNA, 2193 nt
Organism: Bactrocera dorsalis (oriental fruit fly)
Lineage: Eukaryota; Metazoa; Arthropoda; Insecta; Diptera; Tephritidae
Product: proton-coupled amino acid transporter-like protein CG1139
Exons: 7
Coding region: 543-1925 (460 amino acids)
Biological process (GO): amino acid transmembrane transport
Cellular component (GO): vacuolar membrane
Molecular function (GO): amino acid transmembrane transporter activity
Source: RefSeq, a predicted model, not a curated record